GAUAAUCCAUACAUUCUUAAUAGUUGCUAGUGAAGGACCCUAAAAUACUCCAAAAAAUACCCAUAAUUUUGCCUGAUUCGUUUACCCACUAACCCGUUAACCCAUUUACCCAAAUCAGUUUUUUCCCAAUCUUCGACAUCUUAAUUCAAAUUUUGGCUGAAUAAACUUCUGUCACCGUAUCUGUGUUUCAAGAUUCUGCCGUUCUCUUGCAUCGUCCGAAACACCUACUGUACAGAGAUGUCAGCGUAUCCCGAUUUCAAAUCAGAAGCUAGGGUUUGGUAUUGUAAUAUGGACCUGCAUCUGUGAUCAGUAUAUAUGCAUAUGACGAAAAUCGAAGCCGACAAAUUGAAUGGAGCGAAGUAUCGACAAUGCAGAAAAUGACUCGACACAAAUUAUCCGCAGAGCUUUUGCAAUUCGACCAACCCAGAUUGUGGCAAGACCGGCCUCCCUCCGCUUCGUUCUUCUGGCAAGAAUAGGUCGACAAGAUCUGCAGGUUUAUAUUAAAAGAAAUCAAUAAAGAUUUUAUAGUGAAAUCAACAGGUUUGAUCUCAGCCAAUAUUGUCACUUUCAGAGUUGAGCGUUUGACUAUUACUUGAGAUAAUGUAUCCGAAACCUUGGACCACAGACCUGAAGCGAGGAGCAGAAUCCUCGGAGAUUGAUUUGCAUGGAGGUUCUGAAAGGCAUGUACGUCACAAUGCUCUCGAUGCGUUUUUGCAGCAGAGGGUUGAAAACAUCCAAAACAAAGCUGAUUUGAAUGGAUAUGUUUAUCAGGGUAACCAUAGUUAUGUGUCUGGCCCACGGCACAGAAAAAUCAAGCAGUUGUUAAUACAGUGCAUGUAUUCUUCUUUUUGCUAUCUCUUGCUUCUGCGUCACAUAACAAGCUUUACCUGGAGGAGGAUCACGAACAUAUAUGUCACAAUUUUGGAAAACUACUGCAGCAUCACUGAAUAUAAAAUCAACGCUUUCAUAGAUUUCACAACUUUUGUAAAAUUGAGUGCCGUAUCCAACAAAAAGUGUGUCCUGGAACUGCUCAAAUCUACACUGAUAAAACGCAGAAAGGUGGGAAGUGCUUCUCAACGCCACGGCUUGCUCAUUGCUUGAUCCAGCUGAAUUUAUAAAGGAAUCGAGAGUACAGCUACUAAUCAAGGGUUAUGCUGACUACUAAUCAAAGGAGGUUACGAGGUGUCAAAUUAUCAGAUGUAGGCACUUUCAUGAGCUCAAUCCCAGUGCAAAACAAUCGUACCUGCAGUGUAACCAAAAUAGUUAGUGGUGCUAAAACCUUUGGAGUCCUUUGAUGCUGCACACGAUAAUCCUUUGUCCAAAAAGAUCUUGGAGGCAUGUUAUACCCCUCACAUCUAUUUAUUUGGAAGGCUCGAAACGCCUUAGUUUGGAAUCAAAGACAUACACAUGUUAAUGCAGUCGUUGCCUUAGCUAAACAGCACCUUACACAAUGGAGAAAUGCCUAAAUUCGGCUGACCAAAGCUCUAUUUCAGUAUCAAAUAGACGGAGGUAGAGCAGAGAAGUGGGUUAAGCCCGCAGAAUGACUUUAUUAGGGUGACAACUGAUGCAGCAAUGUUUACUGAGCAGCAAAAUUCCUCGAGAUAAGAACCUAAUGUUUUACCACUGAAAGAGGUCUCAUUGGGAGACUUGAGAAGAGAGAAGGCCAGCCUCCCUUUAUGUGAGAACCAAGAGUUGCUACAUCUAACCUCAUUGGCAGUUCUACCACUGAAAAAAUAAAUCACGGUCCUGCUACAUCUAAAAUCCUGGGCAGUAAAUUUCAUACUUUUAUUUACAACUUAUUACAUUUUGUAUUUAUUUCAUUCUGGCACUUGCUAACCAAUUUUUUUUUACAGGAAACAAUACUAUUCUGCAAACGCGAGGAGUCCACUUGAAGCUUAAUCAGCGAGCUGGCAGGAGACAAGAUGCUUGCGGCCUAUCAUCCGACAUACUUAAUGAAAUAAAUGAUCCAGAAUGGAUGCAGAAUCUGACAACAAAGGAUCUGCAAAUACUGCUGAAACUCCUGAUAUUGUGUUACCUUCUUCUACAAACCCUGAACAAAGUGUAAGCAAAAGGCUCAGGAAGAAUUAGAAACUGAAAAUGCAGGAAAAAAAUCUGACCCUGAUGAAAGUGCAGACGGUGCAUCGGGCACUCCUCAACUAAGUGUUUUUGGUUCUCUCACAAAAGGUUUAGUUGAUUCAUCUUGGAGUGCAGUGAAGGCAGUUCAGCUUAAGGCCCAAAGUAUUGUCUCUCAAAACAAGCGAAGAUACCAGAAACCAAGAGGUCACCCUUCUCCUGCAGACUCUUCAUAGUUUCAUAUUGGCAUUGCCUCACGGGGAAAUACGUUGCUAAAGUUUCUACCACCGCGCCACGAUGAAGCGAGAUCUUGGAGCAGAUGUAUCUUCCUGUAGUUGCAUGGGUCUCAAAGAGAAGAACAUGUGCAGAAGCAACAUCUCCAACAUCAACUUAGGCCUGAACUGAGUUGUUGGAAGAUGGCUUUGUUCACAACAGCAUGGUGUACAAUAGCAUAAUUAUGGUUUUGUCAAGUAAAAUACCAUCAAUUCUGCAUUGGCAAAAGUGGAAUUUGUCCUAAUGUAACUUACAUUGCUUUAGUUGAUGGGCUUCUCAAAAGCAACAACUAUGAUCUGUAUAUGGUUUUCAACUGCUUAAAGGUGCUCGCCAGUCCAAAUGAGCAUAACAAUGAAACACUUUGCGGCUCAAACAAGAGACUGGCAUGUUGGAGAUCAUUAUGUAUAGACAUUUUAUCAGAAAAUAAUUUUGCAGUUGUGAGAUAAAUAUGUAUGGAUUCAACUUUGUACAUUAUGUAUAAGUAUUUAGCAAAAAUGUUUAGAAGAGUAAUCGUGGUCAUGUUUCAGAUGUAAUGGUUGUUAAUACUAUUAUAAUUACAUAUGCAUUUGCAUUGUUUUUAUAAAAAAUCGUAAUUCUUCA
This is a messenger RNA of Daucus carota subsp. sativus, 2946 nucleotides long. RefSeq lists its product as uncharacterized. The coding region runs from base 601 to 1101 and encodes 166 amino acids. The transcript is spliced from 16 exons. NCBI's taxonomy places the organism in Eukaryota, Viridiplantae, Streptophyta, Magnoliopsida, Apiales, Apiaceae. The record is from RefSeq and is a predicted model, not a curated record.